GCUGGAAUCGGGAUAAUUUGCAGAUGAUGGGAAUUAUACUGCACUGUGCUGCUCUUGGUUUCCUAGAGCCCUGUUGGUCCAACUCCGGACAAUUUGAUGAUAGCGGUUUUGGUGGGAGCCUGUUGCGUGUGGCAUGGGCACUGGGGAUUAUAUCUGUGUAACGGUGCGCGGAGGCGCGCCCUGGGGCUUCAGUCUCUGCCAAGGAGAGGGGGAUGCCUACCGACCUUUGCAGGUUUAUCAGGUGGAAGAGGGGGGUCGUGCGUCCCUGGCCGGGGUUUGUGAGGGGGAUGAGGUGGUGUCGAUGAAUGGAGAACCCUGCGGUGACCUUUCCCUCCCAGAAGCUAUUGCUCUCAUUGACGCCUGCGUCAACUGCCUGCAAUUACUGGUCAAAAGAUGCUGUGCACUAACCCCCGAGGCAUUUAAUUCAGAGGAGACCUACUUUGGCACAAGGGAGUCCUCUGGUGAGGCUUUGGAAAGCACCAACCUCCGCAUCCUGUCCCUUUGCAGGUCCCAACCACCCAGAGAGCUCUACAUCGCUGAGUCCCAGGAUGAGACCUACUAUGGGGAGACGGAGAGUGACACGGAGGCCGCCAGAGGGACCCAUCUGGUCCGUACCCAGCUCUGCGGCCCAGAGUCCCAGUUACUCGGAGGGGGAGGGUACGGAGGUCGAGUAGGACCCCAGGGAGGGAGUUUCUCCCCAGGGGCAAUGGUGGAGCUCCAGUUGUCCCUCUCUGAACACACCCUGGAGGAUCCUGUCUGCACCUCCCUGGGGAGUGCUCUUGGAAUAGAGGGGGAGAUCCAGGCGAGAGAGGCCCUCCAGAACAAGGCCCUCCUCCAUACCACCACCCACUCGCUCUACGUCUGUGGCCCAGCUAGGGAGCCCCUAAGUCAGCAUGGAGUGGUGGAGAUCACCCUGCAGCAUCCCGCAGCCGGAAGGGGUUCUCCAUGUCUGGUAGAGGGGGAGGGUGCCUGUGGGGCCAGUGGAAAUGUUGGUGGAGCCCCCAGGGAGGAAGGAGCAGGGCAAAGCCAGGGAGCUCCUGCCUCCUUCACUGUCUCCUUCGGAAUUCCCAAAGAGGGUGCCGAGCCGGCAGAGGAGCCAGACUCGGAUUCGGAGAAGGACCUUGGGAAACCCAACAAGCACCGGGCCAGGCACGCCAGGCUCAGGCGCAGUGAGAGCCUGUCAGACAAGCAGGUGAAGGAGGCCAAGUCUAAAUGUAAGCGCAUUGCUAUUCUUCUGAACGCUGACGCUCCCAACCCCAACAACAAGGGGGUGUUGAUGUUCAAGAGGCAUCAACAGAGGGCCAAGAAGUACACACUCGUCAGCUACGGCACUGGUGAGAGCGAACCAGAGUACGAGGAAGACGACAGCGAGGAAGACUACGAGGAAAAAGACCCCCGAGCGAUCAAAUUUACCCUCUUAGCCACCACAAGCGAUUCAGAGCUUGACGAGGACUUCAUUACUAAUGCCCAUGGUGGAGGCAGAGUGAUAACCUGCGACUGGGACACGGGACUACUCAAUAUCGAGCGCAAGCUCAAUUCCGGAGAGGAGAUGGAGCAACUGCCCAACACCACAGGCAAGGGGGCCACAAUGUUUUCCCAGCGCCGCCAGCGCAUGGACGAGAUCGCUGCCGAACAUGAGGAGAUGAGGCGCCAGGGGAUUCCUGUGGAGGGAGUGCAGGAGGUGGAGAAGCAUGCAGCCUACCAGCAGAUGGAGGAGCGCUCGUACAUGCAGGCCACCACAGAGAGCCAGGCCUACAUGGACGUGAACAUGCACCAGAAGCAGCAGCAACAGUAUCAGCAGUUCCAAGAACAGCAGUAUUACGAGCAGCAACAGCAGCAGCAGCAGCAAUACCAGCAGCAGCAGCAAUACCAGCAGCAACAACAGUACGAACAGCAGCAAUACAACCAGCAGCAGCAAUACCAGCAGCAACAACCGUACGAGCAGCAGCAGUACCACCAGCAGCAGCAGCAAAUUCAACAGUACUCAUCUAACAUGAAUGGCGUCGCCAACCACCAAAGCAAUGAAAUGCAGAGUUCCAUGAGCAAUCGAACCCCCCAACCCUUCUCAGUACAAAACCAGGUGCCCAUCCCAUUUCUUACCCCAAUGAGUGGGAACAACCAAGAAGCGAUGAGUCAGGGGGAGCAGAUUGCCUCACGCGACGAGCGCAUUUCAACGCCGGCUAUUAAGUCUGGGAUCUUGCAGGACACAAGGAACAGAUUCAAGGGCAAGCCAAUGUUCAAUUUCAAACAGGCUCCCAAAGUUCCACCCAACCCGGAGCUUAUGAAUCUCCUCAACAGGAGUGACAAGAAGUUCGAUUUCGAGUCGGCUACGGAAGAGGACUACCUUAGCUUGGGGGCUGAGGCUUGCAACUUCCUCCAGUCACCAAGGGUCAAACAUAAGACGCCUCCACCAGUCGCUCCCAAGCCCAUCAUUAAUCCCAACUCUCCGCCUUGGUCCCCUCAGCCUGAGCUGGCCAACCAGGAGUUGCCACUGCAUGCUGAAAAUAGUGUCCCCGCACCUGCUACAGCCUCCGAGCCGGAGUCCGCCCCUGCUCCAGAACUGGAUCCAACCCCUGUACCGGCCCCAGAACCCUCCCCCCCUCUUGCACCCCAGGAAGUUCCUGCCAACACCCCCUCUCCAGAAAAACACACAUGGAGUCCCCCAGGGUCCCAGGCAGAGCAGCAGCCCCAGCAAGCGCCAGCCUGGGGAAGAAAUGGACCUUCUCCACCUCAGCCUCAUUCACAACCCGAGCCUCAAGUGAGUUCUAAGGCUCCACCACAAACACAGGCACAACAGCAGCCACAACUGCAGCCACCCGUGAGUACUUGGACACCUGCUGAAAUGAAGCCCCAAGCUCCAGCUCCAAGUCAGUCCCCACCACAGCUCCCUUGGGUGACUCCCCAACCUCCUCCUCCUCAGCCUCAAGCUCAGCCUCAGCCACCAAUUAAUUAUUGGGCUGCCCAGCCCCAAUGGGCUCAACCUCAAGAGCAAGCACAGGUCCAACCACCAUGGGUUCAGCAUCAAGAACAAGUACAGCAACAGCCCCAGUCACAUUGGGUUCAGCCUCAAGAACAAGUUCAGCAACAGCCCCAGCCACCAUGGACUCAGGCUCAAGAACAAGCACAGGCCCAGCCACCAUGGGUUCAACCUCAAGAACAAGUCCAGCAACAGCCCCAGCCACCUUGGGCUCAGCCUCAAGAACAAGUUCAGCAACAGCCCCAGCCACCAUGGACUCAGCCUCAAGAACAAGCACAGGCCCAGCCAUCAUGGGUUCAACCUCAAGUUCAGCAACAGCCCCAGCCACCAUGGGCUCAGCCUCAAGAACAAGUUCAGCAACAGCCCCAGCCACCUUGGGUUCAGCCUCAAGAACAUGUACAGCAACAGCCCCAGCCACCAUGGGGUCAACAACCUCAGCCUCCACAACAGGCUUGGCCCCAGGCCCAGGCCCAGCCUCAGCCACCUUGGAUGUCAUCACCUCAGCCUCCAAUGAAUGCAUGGACACCACCACAGAGCCAGGCCCAGCCACCACAGCCACCUUGGGCCCAAUCAGCCCAACCCCAACCUACAGCUCAGCCCCAACCCCAUAUGAAUACAUGGUCCCAAGCACCUGCUCAGGCUCAAGCACCUGCUCAGGCUCAGGCUCAAGCACAGCUACCCAUUAAUGCCUGGACCCCAGAUCAGAAUCAGGUCCAGCCACAGUCACAUUGGGCCCAAACAACUCCAACCCAAUCCCCAUCCCAGCAAUGCUGGCAACAGCCACCUCCACAGCAGACACCCCCACAGCCACCUAUGAAUGCAUGGGCCCCGGCUCAGGCACAGCCUCAGACACACACAAGUACCUGGGCCCCACAACCACAGCAAGCCCCAGUAAAAACCCAGACCCCGAUGGACAGAGUGGCUCAACCUUCUCCGAAACCUGGGAAUGCGCCACAAAAUGCUGCCCGUUCUAUUCCUCCGCCUCGCCCACAGCGAAUGAAUUCUUACACACUUGGAGAAAGGUCAUCGUCACCCCUCAUCAAUCCAAUGGCCAGCGUGUUGGUACCAGUGCGAGGCAUGGGCUCAGCUUUGUCGAUGCCGGCUGUUACAGGGAAAGGAGCUGAUUUGUUCGCCAAGAGGCAGUCUCGUAUGGAGAAGUAUGUAGUGGAUUCGGACACUGUGCUGGCAGCCACUGCACAGGCAGCCCAGCAAGCCCAGGCAGCCACUGCACAGGAAAACAAGGCAAGGUCCACAUCGCCCUCUCCCUCCGUACCUCAUUCGUGGAAAUAUUCACCCAAUUGCAGAGCUCCCCCUACAUCAAAUUACAACCCCAUACAAUCCCCAUCCUACCCACCAGGGGCCAUUAAGCAACCCCCUCCAUCUAGCCCUAUGGCCAAAGCCAAGAAAGGGAAAGGCAAACCUGCCUGCAAACCCCUUGCUGUUAUAGAUGUCAUGAAACAUCAGCCGUAUCAGCUCAAUGCCUCCCUUUUUACAUAUGGCCCAGCAGUGGAGGCUGCCGAGGCUGCCAAGGCCGCUGCACCAAAGCCUGCACCAGCCCCUGCCCCAGUCCCUACAAACCAAAACCAAAACCAACCAAUCAGUUAUGAGCAACUUUCCCCUGUCCAGCCGGCUGGACCAAUGAAUUCUGCCUAUCCACAGCAGCCCCAGCAGCCCUAUGGGAUGCCCCCUCAACCACACAUGCACGAUAGUCCCUACCACCAAGUCCCACUUAAUGCUUACCAGCCACCUAAUAACCCCUACCAGCAAGCUCCUGCUGGCCCUUACCAACAACCAUAUAAUCCCCUUUACCAACAAGCCCCUCCAGCCCCUUAUCUACCCCAGCACCAUCCCCAGCCCCAAGCUCCAAACUCUUCCUACCAACCGACCCCCCAAGGUCCAUAUCAGCCAGCCCAUAGCCCCCCUUACCAAGCAGCACCCCAAGCCCCCUACCAGCCACUACCUCCCAGUACCUAUGUGGUCCCCAGCUUUCCGAUAGCGGCAAAGCCUGAGUCCAUCUCUGGGGGCAGCACCGCUCCAAAGCCCAGGUUCAUGGCCAAAAAGAGUUCAGCCCAGGAGUUUGGCCGGAGCUACAAUCUGUCCCCACCCGACGCCAAAGCACCAUCGCUGGGCCUCCGGUCAUCAUCUGGAUCCCCCUUUCCCUCAUACAAAUCCCUGGUACAGGCCUCGUCUGCUCAGGCCCCCCCGGGGAAGCAGACGUCAUGGCUGGACAGGAGUCACAAGCCUCCUUCCCCCUGGGAGGCCGCAGCUCACCACCCCAUGGGCCUGGUUGACGAGGCCUUCGCCUUCCAGAACCUCCAGCAGGCCAUCGCCUUCAACGUUCGCUCGGCUGCCCAGCGCAAACUCCUCCCUGAGCCCCCUGCCGAGUGGAAGGCUAGGGUGUCUGACGACCCUCCCAGGAAGACUGAGGUAUGGAACACGAACCAAAGAUGGAACAAGAGACAGAGCUGGGGUCAGAGCCAGGGUCAGAGCCAGGGUCAGAACCAGGAUCAGAGUCGGAGUUACAGCAGAGUUAUGCCUCCGUUACUGUCCUCGACCAAGAGCAUAGCCUCGGCCCCCGCUGGUCCGACUGGUUACAGGUCCCUGCCCAGACAGUGGCAGCCACAGAGGUCCCUGACGGAGACCAACAUCGGGCCCUCUGGGGCUAUUCAUGGGUACGGAAGGCCCCUUGUGGGCCAGCAGCAGCCGAGCUACAGAUCUGUGUACCACACUAACUGGAGCUGGAGACGCUAGAGGCAGACAAACAUGAUGGUUACUUCAUAACAAGACCAAAAAGUAACUCCAGGAUAUUCAGAUGAAGCUGGUAAUUGUGGCCAUAUAUAUCACCAUUAAAUAAAACUUGGGACAUUGGGAUAACACAUUGAUUGAGGAGAGUGAGGGACUAGCUUUUAUGUUUGUGAUGUGUAUAGGAGAGAGUUUUAGAGGGAGGUCUGUUUUAGAUCUGCUUAUUCGGUUUCACUGAGAAUACUGCUACGAGUAUACAGAUGAUGACAUUCCCGCACCAGAAUUUAGUUGAGAGAGACAGAAUGUUGCAUUGCAUUCAAGUACGCAUAAAUGCCAGACAGAUUAAGCCAGUAAAUGUUUUGGUUUUGGGGACACUGUCAAUGAUGGUUCUAUUUUAGCAAAUGGGCCACUAUUGAGUUUAACUUUAUCAAGUUUUCUUUGGACAAAAAUCAAUGAGUGAUUGACGGUGCAAUUCCACCCUUCUUUUUGCUUCAGAGGCUUUCAUUUCAUCAAACACUGUGAGGCGAUAGUGGCAUUCAAAGUAAGUGAAAUCAAUAGUAUUUCUUUAGAGGACGUAAUGGGCAUAAAGUAUGUUGUAAGGCAGAAUGUGUAAUUGGCAUGUAUAAAAAUGAAAGGAUAGGAGUAAUGAAUGGACAGGUACACUGAACAAAAUAUAAACGCAACAUGUGAAGUGUUAGUGCCAUGUUUAAUGAGCUGAAAUAAAAUAACCCAGAAAUGUUCCAUAUGCACAAAAAACGUAUUUCUCUCAAAUUUUAGUGAGCAUUUCUCCUUUGCCAAGAUAAUCCAUCCACCUGACUGGUGUGGCAUAUCAAGAAGCUGAUUAAACAGCAUGAUUAUUACACAGGUGCAUCUUGUGCUGGGGACAAUAAAAGGCCACUCGAAAAUGUGCAGUUUUGUCACACAACACAAUUCCACAGAUGUCUCAAGGUUUGAUGUAGCAUGCAAUUGGCAUGCUGACUGCAGGAAUGUCCAUUAGAGUUUUUGCCAGAUAAUAUGAUGUUAAUCUCUCUACCAUAAGCCACCUCCAAGAUUGUUUUAGAGAAUUUGUCAGUACUUCCAACCGGCUUCACAACCGCAGACUACGUGUAUGGCGUUGUGGAGGCGAGUGGUUUGCCGAUGUCAACGUUGUAAACAGAGUGACGUAUGGUGGAGGUGGGGUAUUGUUAUGGACAGGCAUGGGCAGACAACGAACACAAUUGCAUUUUAUCGAUGGCAAUGUAAAUGCACAGAGAUACCGUGACGAGAUUCUGAGGCUCAUUGCUGUGCCAUUCAUCCGCCGCCAUCACCUUAUGUUUCAGCAUGAUAAUGCAUGGCCUCUUGUCACAAGGAUCGGUACAUGAUUCCUGGAAGCUGAAAAUUUGAUUUCUUCCAUGGCCUGCAUACUCACCAGACAUGUCACCCAUUGAGCAUGUUUGGGAUGCUCUGGAUUGAUGUGUUCCAGUUCCUGCCGAUAUCCAACAACUUAGCACAGCCAUUGAAGUGGAGUGGUACAAUAUUCCACAGGCCACAAUCAACAGCCUGAUCAACUUGAUGCGAAGGAGAUGUGUUGCACUGCAUAAGGCAAAUGGUGGUCACGCCAGAUACUGACUGGUUUUCUGAUCCACGCCCCUACCUUUUUUGAAGGUACUGUGUCAGUGGCCAACAGAUGAAUAUUUGUAUUCCCAGUCAUGUGAAAUCUAUAGAUUAGGGCCUAAUGAAUUUAUUUAAAUUGACUGAUUCCUUAUAUGAACUGUUGCUCAGUAAAAUCUUUGAAAUUUUUGCAUGUUGCGUUUGUAUUUUUGAAAAGUAUAUAUUUGUGUCAAAGACAUUGAAUGCUGUGGGAAGUAUACCUGCUAUGUUUGCUGUGCAUCAUACAGAUCACCCACUCUCACCAAUGAACACAACACAAGGCCAGUGUGAAAUUGCGGUGCAGUACAAUAAUGUGCGUCGACAAGCUAAAACCUAGUACGAUAGCGUUAGUUGAUAGGACACUAAAGCUUUGAGAAUCACACAGCAGAACACAGGUGGCACGAUAGUGGUUGGUGGCGUUAGACAAAAAAGGGUCAGGUUUGAUGGUUUUAUGAUGUUGAAGUUCAACUGUGGAUGUAUUUACAUUGCAUUCUGAUUUUUGUGGUGUUUGUGUACUCGCAUGUCUUGUCAAACGAAUGAUGCUGGGAAAUGCUUAGGGAGUCAAUUAAAGCCAAGAAAACAAUUUUACAUCCAGAGCAAGGAGCUAUGGACACAGGGCUGAAUACUGAUCUGGGAUAUAAAUCAUAUCUCAAACAUCCACAUAAAUCAUAAAUAUUUAGGUAAGUCCUUUAGAAGACUUUACAUAAAUAUAUCAAGGCCAAGAUUUCAACACUUACUGCAUAGUGAGAAGAAAUACUGCUGAUGCAUUAUGGGUCUAAACCAGGCUUAAAACUUGGGAAAUGGAUAAAUCUAUAACUCAGCAAGUUGGGAAGACAGGUUAUUAAGUAAGCUCUCCACUUAGAGAGAUCAAUUCAUUAUUUUCUCUGGCUGCCUUUUAUGUACUACAUGAACAUGUGGCAGAGAACCAGGGGAUGUGUCCCAAAUGGCACCCUAUUCCCUAUAUAGUGCACUACAUUUGACCAGGGUAGAUCGGGGGCUCUGGUCAAAAGUAGUGAACUAUAUAGGGAAUGAAGGGGAGAGCAUCAAGCUCUCUAAUUUAUCUAACAUGACAUUCUUUCUCCUGCAAGAUAUUUAUCCAAGUGAUUACACUGUGGGCACCUGGAAAAAUAAUAUCCAGGUAUGUAACAGUGUUAACACCAGGCACAUUAGAGAGAAUCGAGUGAGGGAUGGAAAUUAUGUUCUUGGACUUUGAUAUUUGCUGUUGUCCGUGGCUGGUGAGAAAUAGGCUUCGAGGAAAUAGAUAAUGUAGAAUAAAGUAGAAAAUGAAUGAUUGUAUUUUAAUUAUUUGGUCAUGGAUGUGUAUGAAGUUGAAAUUGUGAGAUACAUCACAUGCAUUUGUCUGUGUUACUUAUUUCUUUCAUUACUUUUCAUAGCAGGCCUACCAACUGUAUGUGUGAAUGCGAUGGAUCAAAUUCUGAAUGUUCAUGUAUCAUCUCUUAUUAUUGCAAGAUUUGAAAUUCUUGUCUCACAGAGUGAACACUAAUAUCUCUCUAUCAUGUGAUUUUAGAUGCCCACUGUAUUUGUGGCAUCAGCAAUAUGUUUGAGUGAUAGUGAUGUAUUCAUGGUUUUUCUUUUUUGUUUAUUUUACACAAACACUUUCUGUCCAAACAAUUAGCUAAUGUCUGUUUGAACUGUAUAAUUCCGAAGUUCAAAGUGUUCUUUUCGUUGAUUUUGAUUUCUUCAUUGGAUUUCAGUAGGCUACUAUUCUGAGCUGUAUGAGGCAUUUUGGAAAAUAAAAAAGCAUUGGCCUACUGACUAA
Molecule: messenger RNA, 9128 nt
Organism: Oncorhynchus masou masou (cherry salmon)
Lineage: Eukaryota; Metazoa; Chordata; Actinopteri; Salmoniformes; Salmonidae
Product: synaptopodin-2-like
Exons: 5
Coding region: 134-5728 (1864 amino acids)
Biological process (GO): positive regulation of actin filament bundle assembly
Cellular component (GO): nucleus; Z disc; actin cytoskeleton
Molecular function (GO): actin binding
Source: RefSeq, a predicted model, not a curated record